AGUGAAGUUCACUUCACUGUAUCUCGCUGUAUGGUGAUGAUGUUGAGUAGCUAUCCUGCAUUGCUCGCACGGUCAUGGAGACACACAAACCAUCACACCACGUCAAAGUUCAGUCUGGUCGUCGUUGUUGAAAGUACUAACCGGUUUUCACAACCACAGACACGUAAUAGUUACAGUAAAAGUAAUACCUCCGAGUUGGUAGGACUCCUCUUGACCUACAUCAUCGAAGAGGAAGAUGCAUUCUGGGCUUUGUCCCAACUCAUGACUGGACCACGGCAUCGAUUGCACGGGAUUUUUGUGAGCGGUUUCCCCGGUCUGCAGCGGUUGUUCACGCAUCACGAGCGUGUGAUCAAACGUCUACUCCCAUCCAUUCACAAACACUUCACACAACAGCAAAUGGUUACCAGCACGUAUGCGCUCAAGUGGUUCAUGCAAUGCUUUCUCGAUCGGGUAAGUCCUCUGACGUGUGUGUGUGUGUGUGUCUAA
Messenger RNA from Echinostoma caproni, 486 nucleotides. Lineage: Eukaryota; Metazoa; Platyhelminthes; Trematoda; Plagiorchiida; Echinostomatidae. The record is from the annotation of a GenBank genome assembly.